AUGGUAUUUUCGAAGUCUGGAUUUUUCGGUAUUGUGGUUGAAGAAGCUUCUUAUGAGGCAUUAAGAUCAAAAUCUUCAAAUGUUGCUCAAGAAAUGAUCAACGAAGCAAUUGCAAAGAAGCUCGACAUAAAAAGCCUCAUUUCUAAUUCAAACGCAUUGCGCAUAGCAGAUUUGGGAUGUUCAGUUGGGCCAAAUACCUUCAUUGCCAUGCAAAAUGUACUUGAAGCCCUGGAAAAAAAGUGUCUUUCCCAAGGCAAUGCUUCUAAAGCACCCGAAUUCCAAGUGUUCUUCAACGAUCAUGCAUCCAAUGAUUUCAAUACACUUUUCGCAUCCCUCCCUCAUGAUAGGCAAUACUUUGCUGCUGGAGUGCCAGGUUCUUUCUAUGGCCGCUUAUUCCCGGAGUCCUCUCUCCAUUUUGUGUAUUCCUCCUCUGCACUCCACUGGCUCUCUAAGUCGCCUGAAGGGUUGCUCGACAAAAACUCACAAGCAUGGAACAAGGGAAAAAUUUACUGCACAAGUGCGUCUGAGGAAGUAGCAAAUGCUUAUGCAGCUCAAUUUACAGAAGACAUGAAGAUCUUUCGGAAUGCUAGAGCUAAAGAGAUUGUGGCUGGAGGGAUGAUGGUAGUGCUUAUGCCAGGUAGCUCGGAUGAUAUCCAUUAUUCUCAGCGGUCAGUAGGUCUGCUGAUUGAUUUCUUUGGGUCUGUCCUCAUGGAUAUGGUGAAUGAGGCUUGUAGAAGAAAACGGUUGUUUCAAUAUUGAGAGAAUGCAAAUGAUGGAUCCGAGGUCAAUGAUGAAUUCCCCACUUGAUGUGUACACAUUUAUAAUGCACCUAAGAGCUGCCAUGGAAGGAUUUUUCACCAAACAUUUUGGAAGUGAGAUUGUUGGCGAAAUGUUUGGAAGGAUUUCUCAAAAAAGUGCAAAGUUUCUACUGGACAAACGCUACAAUGAAAUAGAUUGAGUAUUUUUUGUUUUGAAGCAUAAAUGAUGUGAGUUGGGAUGGUAUUGGCCUCAUUAUAAGGGUAAUUUACAUGUCAUAGCUAUCUUUACCUCU
Molecule: messenger RNA, 1051 nt
Organism: Cornus florida
Lineage: Eukaryota; Viridiplantae; Streptophyta; Magnoliopsida; Cornales; Cornaceae
Product: loganic acid O-methyltransferase-like
Exons: 3
Coding region: 1-759 (252 amino acids)
Biological process (GO): methylation
Molecular function (GO): S-adenosylmethionine-dependent methyltransferase activity
Source: RefSeq, a predicted model, not a curated record